AUGAGGGACGAAGAACACUUCCUGCUGAAGCCAUGCCAAGGGUAUAACUGGAGAAGAAUCACCCCGGGGGAGGAGUUGGGGAAAGGAGAGGAAUCUCUGUUGGUGCUGCUGACUAUGAUGAGGACAACAGUUGUGCAGAACUGGCUGACAGGGAUAUGGAAAUGUUGUUCAGUUGUUCUGCCGGGAAAGGAUGUCUGUGGUUUCCAUCCUGGGCAACUAGGACGGGUCCACAAGGCACACACAUCUGGAAGAGCUCAGGGUAACUUUGUACCUUUCAGUAAACUGCAACUGGCUCUAGUGAACCAUGAAGCUGAAACUCUAUUCCAACCUGAUGACAAUUCAGCUCUCUGGAAGUACAUGCAUUUUCAAAAAAUAAUGAAAAAGACCAACAACAACUGGUACAACCAAACUUUAUACAAAGUAGUAUUUGACUUGCCGUACUAUCUCAACACAAGUAACCUGUGCUGGUUUUUCUGUUGAGAGGGUCAUAGGAGACAAACUAGGCAGGUUCGCUCUGCUGUAAAACUACCUAGUUGUAACCUGCACAGAGGAAAAAGUAAAGUCAUCUCCCUCUUUCAAAAAAAAAAAAAAGCUGCCACCUGUUCCCCCAAAGUCACAUCCUUUCUCUGCUACCAACACUCAGGUAUCCCAGUUCCAUCUGUAAUAAGCAGAAAGCAAGCAAUGCAAGAGAACAAGGCAAAUCAUUUGUACUUGUUCAGACUUAUCUAAAAAUAGUUAUUCAAACACACUGUAGAAACCGCCAGUGGUGUGUAUCAAAAGAGCUAAAGAGACACACACAAAUUGAUUCAUCACUGAAAAAAACUAUCAUAGUGUUGUAUGAACACAUUGCUUUGAUACACUUGAUUUAAUAGCUCUAAAAUGGCAAUAGAGAACAUCGGGAACUAACUCAACAUUAUUUGUUUAAAGUUGUAUGGAAGAUAUUUGAAUGUGCAUCUAUGGCAAAGUAUUUUAAAGAUGACACGGCAAGUGAAUUGUAACACUCAGACCAACAACAAACAAUGUAAAAUUUUAAGUCACUGCAAAUAACGCAUCACCUGUGUGUAGGAACGCAUGCACAGCAGCCAUUCUUAACUAGCUAAAGCCAUCACGCACUAAAAGAAGUGUGCUUGAUUACUAUAGCACUAGGUUCAUUAAGUUUCACUGCUUCAGAGACUAGGAACAGUAUGGGUGGGAGAAAACUCACCGGAUUGAGUUGUCCCUUAUCUUCAUUCCCAGCUUUUACUUUUUCUCAAGCAGCCAAACCUUUGAUGAUGUUUCAUUAAGGGAGCUGGCUGUGAGAGCAAAAGGGAGCUAUAAUCUUCUAUUAGAAAGUAGAUUUCCAGGAUGAUGAUAGAUGAAAGCAUUACAUCAACAUUCUCUGUCCGUCACUUUAUUUAAAAGUUUCAUCUAUCAGCUAUCUGCCAAAACCCAAUUACAUGUGGAAUACAAAUGGAAAGGCUAAGCAGCAGAACUAUCCCUCCCUUCCCUUCUUAUUAGUUAGUAAAGGAGACUCACUAAGCUGUAGGGACAGAAAGGCAAUUACAUGUUACAGCAGAGCACAAGCCUAGGAGAAUCAACAUCGUAAAUAUUUCAGUGGCAGCAAGAAUGGCAUGAGAUCAAAAUACCUUGUCUGUCAUCAGCCUUGUUAGGCCUAACAGGUAUCCAUGCCUCCUGAAAACAUCCAUUAGCUGGAGAGGACACUUGGAAGAGAAUCAAUUUCAACUACUAUCCUAUACUACCAUCCUCCCUCCUUAUGUGCUAGCAACAGAAGAGGCUUCACAGAGGAAGGGCCUGAGAAAUACAUGCUUGUCACUGAAGUACAAAGGUUUUUCCUUUCACCACAGCUUACUACUGACCUGUGAUGGACAGCCAAAAGCUUUCUGCCAAUGAGUGUAGCAAUUCCUUUGAGGCCAAAGGGCUCUUGAGUAAUGAAGGGGGGCGAAAAGCAGAAUACUGAAUUUUGGCAACAGAAAAACCUACAAGUGUCUUCAAAGACACGUAACUUGGCUCCUGCUAAACACAUUGGUGGUGGUAGAGUAUCAUGUUGCUCUUUUCUUCCUCCUUGGUUCCAUAGUUAAACACAGCAUGGCCUCAAGAGAACCACACAGUGCUUGAAACGUUCUCCAUAAUGUUCUAAGAUUUGUUUCUCUAACAUUCAGGUUGGUGAUCCCAGCCUACUUCCCCACAUGCACAUGAAAUAAGGGGUAGAAAACUGAGGGAAGGGAAUAUUUGGUAGAAUAUAACCAUUCUUUGACACCAGUCAGAAUUCAGUCUAGCAAAGCUUAUGUGAAACUGGCAUUCAGGGACAACAUAAUAAGCACCAAGUUUAACGAGCUGAAAUUUAAAGAGAAAAUUUCUUUGUUCCAGAUCAUGACAGUAAAUAUAAACCAAUAGAUCCUGGACCAAACAUUACAUGGACAAGUACUGGUCGGAGAAUUUUUUCAACUUUCUAGGCCUGCAUCUGAGUGGAAGAAUCAAAGAAAAAUCUCAGCCUAACUUAAAAAAAACCAAAAGAACAUCAAUCACUCUUGCAUCCAAAACAAUUCUGUUUUGUUUCUUAAACUGCACAAAUAUUUUGCACCAUUUUAGAAUACAGCUACAUUGCUUGGAAAUCUUGCUGCAUCUGUGAAUAUCAGUUCCUCAACAUAACAACAAGGAUAGUUUCUACAGUGGAGUUACAACAGUGGGUGAAGUGAAACAGGCUUUGAAUUUGAAGGUCUCCACCCUGCAGAAGUGAAACAACUACUUAGUAAGCCCUCAUUUAUUUACUCGCAGUAGAAAGCGUGCCUUCAUUUAUUUCUUUACUUACUCCUUGAACCAGCCAGGCCCCUGGAUCCUUGGCUGUAGUUUCAUUGACAGCACAAAUCCCCUUGGUGCCUCCUACAGCUAUAGGAAAACAAGAGUACUUAGUAAUGAUUACCUGUUGUUCACACGGCAAGGUCAAUUCUCCACAUCACCUAGAAAAUGGGCAUGUUGGUUUUUUCUCACUAAAUGAACAGUGAAAUUUAUAUUUCCCACAGUUGUAUCCCUCCUCCUCUUCAUUGGGAAUUAGGAAGAUAUUUUUAAUUCAAGAUGUCCCUUAGCUAGGGAAGGAUGGUACAGUUCUCUUCCUGGACUGCAAGGCUGACAGCAAAACUAGACUCUUGUCUCCUCCAGAAAAAAAUUGAGUAUGAAGUUGUCUGGUUUUUACUGCUGAGAACAAUCUUCAUAUGCAAUUCUGAUACACAAGGUCUCUCAAUGUAUUUUCCAUCAUUCUGUGGUAUCCUUCUCUUUCCAUAUAUUACACAAGUAAAAUACACACCCUACUAACUGCACUGUCACACAAACAGUUCAAUAGAAAAUGCUCUUUAAAUAUCACUAGCUUUAUCUUUCAACCUUCCUGUUCCUCCCCUUACAGUAAGCAAUUUUACGUCAUUUGGGAACAUAAAACAUUGUGCUGAACACCUCAACAGCAUCAUCACUCCAACAAAGCUAUUCCAUUUCAGGCAACAUAUUGUUAACUAAGACAUAAUCUCAAAGGCCUCGUAUCUUUUAUUUUGCAUUCAAAGUUUCUUAUAUCCACCUGUGUAGCUGAAAUCUGCUAAACUAAAUCUAAAACUAUUGCCCACCCUGAUACAAACUUAUCUUUAGGAAACAAAGUAAGUUUUAUUUGAAGUGAUAAGAAGCACAUGUAUAUCAUAGUAUAGUGUGUAAAAACAAAGCCAUUCUCAAAAACUCUGCAAAAGAAAUAUGCAAUUAUUGGAUUUUUGUCAAAAGAAAUCAGAUUUUUUGAAUAUAUAAUAAUAGCUAUAAAUUCUAGAACAUUUCUCAACACUAAUAAGCCAAAAUAUGUCAGAUGUCAUGAGGUGAAUACUUGUUAUUCUCCCCACAUCUAAAGCAAAUACAUUGAAUACUUCAAGUGUUACUUUUAAAGCAUCUUCAAUUUACAAUUAAAAAAGCGUCUGUGCUUUGCCAGUUCAGAAAGAUCUUCUAUUGGCUACACAGAAAGGAAUUUAAAAGGGCAUAAAAAUGUUAGACUUCUCACCAAAUAUAAAUAUAACCUCAUUUAAAUAGGGAAACAGUUUGAGAUAUGCGCCUUGGAAGCAGAGAAGUGCAGCAUUUUUAAAUAUCAGGGAAAAAAAGAAGAGUAACAUUAUAAAACAUUUAACUCAAAAUCAGAACAGUUCUUUAAUAAUUGCAAAUGAACUUUUUACAUUAUCAGUUUUCUAACUUUCUG
Messenger RNA from Cuculus canorus (common cuckoo), 4216 nucleotides. RefSeq names its product chromosome 3 C1orf100 homolog (gene SPMIP3). NCBI's taxonomy places the organism in Eukaryota, Metazoa, Chordata, Aves, Cuculiformes, Cuculidae. The record is from RefSeq and is a predicted model, not a curated record.